GAUGAUGGGCAAGACGACUGGGAUGAGUUUGCGGGGAGCCCCGAGGAUUACAAAACGGCGGGCGAAGGUCGAAUGGCGAGGUGUAUCGCUUCGGUAUUCAUGCAACGCGCCAAGCGGGCAUACCGCGCCGGCAGAACGUGGAGGUCUUUCGAAGACGAGGAACUCGCGAUCGACACGCAAGCAGCGGCACGAGCAGAAUCAGACGCCAGGAAGCGCAAAGUACUACUUGCAGAAGCUCUCUGUGGAAAGUCCCGGCUCGAGGUCUUCGAUCAAAUCAAGGAGCGUUUGUGCACUGAAAUAUUU
This is a messenger RNA of Sphaerulina musiva SO2202, 303 nucleotides long. RefSeq lists its product as uncharacterized. NCBI's taxonomy places the organism in Eukaryota, Fungi, Ascomycota, Dothideomycetes, Mycosphaerellales, Mycosphaerellaceae. The record is from RefSeq and is a predicted model, not a curated record. The annotation marks the transcript as partial. The transcript has a single exon.